This is a messenger RNA of Telopea speciosissima, 700 nucleotides long. RefSeq lists its product as uncharacterized. The coding region runs from base 142 to 504 and encodes 120 amino acids. The record is from RefSeq and is a predicted model, not a curated record. NCBI's taxonomy places the organism in Eukaryota, Viridiplantae, Streptophyta, Magnoliopsida, Proteales, Proteaceae. The transcript has 5 exons.
UCACCUUCCGGCUUCCACCAUUGUCGAACACUUGUAGUUGAAAUGGGAAACUUUUAAAAACUAUCUUCAGCAAUGUUUUGCGGAACCAAAGUGCCUUAGCAGCUCUCGUCGGGGCGGUUUUUGCCCUAACACUCGGAGGAGAUGCUUCUGCUGCUGAAUUUCCUUUAUGGGGUACCACUUUGUGACUCAGCGAACCCGAUAAUGCUCUCUCUCUACCUACCUGGGCCGUUCAUGUCUCCAGCGUCGUCGAAUGGAUUGCGGCAAUGGCUCUGGUGUGGCAAUAUGGAGAAAAAUCUGGGAAUGAAUCUUGGAAAGGGCUUUCUUGGGUUACCCCUGCUUGGUGGAGCACUUUGUGCAUGCACAUGGCAUUUCUUUUAUAACUCUGAGUCCCUUGAGGUACUGGUGGCCCUGCAAGCAGCACUGACUGUUGUUGAUAACUUCACAAUGUGCAUUGCCGCAUAUUGUAUAUACAAGUGCUGUCAAGGGGGGUCAGGGACUCAGUAGUAUAUAUUAUCAUGGGUUUUUUGCUUUUUGCCUGGACAAAUCUUCAACUAUUUACCCCUUGGUCACUGUGCAAGGAAGUAGGAAAGGUGGAGGAAAAGUCGGAGAUUUCUUAUUAGUGAGGGGCAAUUUGAUAUGCUAGAAUGUAUUGGAUGGUACUGCUUGAAAGAGAAAUUUCCUGUAUUAAUAAUUUCUGUGG